AGCGCUGCACAAAGACGCCCCUGCUGACCAGAAAAGUUCUCGCGCAGAGGAAAGAGCUCACACGCAGGCUCGUCGCCGGUCAAGACGCAUUACAGAGCGGAAAUCGUCUUCAAAGAAAAACGGUGGCUGUCAUCAACCAAUUUUUCCACGGAAGCUGAAGCGAAUGCCGACGUUUUAAACGCAGCGACUUCACACUUUUACUCCGUGAUCGAACCGGCACGGUUUGCUCAGUUACACACACUUACACUUACACACAGACACAGACAGACAGACGUGGUCAGAGUCUUUCUUCCCUUUUUCUGUAUAUUCGUACUCCUUGCGGCUUUCUCGUUCUCCUCCGCUGCCGAGCUGUGUGCCCGCACACACGCAGACGGCGAUAUGCCAGACGGGUUGUUGCUUCCACGCGUGUGCCCGCUUUUCAUUGCGCCAUCGCCCGCUCUUCACUCUCUGAGCACGUUCCCUCUGGGGGUCUGUAGGGGCGCUGACGGCGCGGCUCAGACAAGGCGUACAUGUCGUUCCCGUUUCGUUGGCUGGCAGAGCGGCGCGCCGACUCCCACGAUGAAGCGCCGGCCAAGCAGCCGCCGCCACCGCAGCGAGCACCGCCGCCGGGCUGCUGCCAGACCCUCGUCUGCUACCAGGAGCGCCUCCUCGUUCUCUUUGGCGGAGGCUCUCUCUUCCGGUUUUCGAAUGAGGUGUACGUGUACGAUCUGAACUGCCGCCGCUGGUCAUACAGGCACCCGGAGAACAGCGACAUCGUCGCGCCGCGCCUCGGACACUCCGCCGUGAUCUACCACGACACGAUGAUCGUGUACGGGGGGCAGGACCUGCACAGCCCCGUGGUAUACGACGAGGUGCUGCAGUUGGAUUUAGCGACGUGGCGGUGGUCGCUGCUGCACCGCGCCCCGCCGUUCCCCGACGGCCCUGGCACACGCCGCCUGCACAGCGCCCACGUUAUCGCCGACUGCAUGUACGUGCUGCUCGGCACCCCGUUCGAGACGGGGGAGUCUCCCGUGUGGUCGCUUGACCUGCGCACGGGUGUGUGGCGUGACGUGCGGCCGACAGUUGUGUCCUCUUUCCCCGCCGCUCGGGAGCACGUUUUGGACUCCCACGACUCGAAGCGGCGUCUGUGCGGUUGCUGCACGGCGGUGUCGGGCAACUCCAUCUACGCAUUUGGUGGGUAUCUAGUCAGCGAGGGAGACGGCGACUACAGUUCCGGCACGUUGGCGUACGCGCAGACGCUGAGUGAGUUUAACGCCACAAGCAACACGUGGCGGUACGUGCGACCGGCUCGUCCUUUUCCGCUGCCACCGCGGCGCUACGCGUCUGCCAUGGCUGUGCAUGACGGUUACGUGUAUAUCUUCGGCGGCGAUGCGAACCAGGAGGACAUCGCCUGGUACUUUGCUGAUGUAUGGCGCAUUCGUGUAGCCGGCGAUGCGGAUGGAUCGUGGGAGCACGUUUCCGUGGCGGGCACCGGCCCCUCUCCCCGCAGUGGCUGUGCCUACGCCUUCGCCCGCUCCUCCCUCUACCUGGUCGGGGGUGAGGUGGGACCGAUGGAGGUGCUGCACGACGCGUCGUACUCGAACGAGACUUUUGCGCUCCCGCUGGGCUACUCCUGCGCGCUCUCGUUGCGGGACAACGUGGCGCGGUGGAUUGGGCUGCCGUCCCCACAGCAGACGCCGCCACCGCCCUUUCCGUCUGCAUGGCCGUCGGUGCACCUCUCCCUUGGCGCUCGUCGGGCACUCGAGUCUUACAUGCAUUGCUGA
Messenger RNA from Leptomonas pyrrhocoris, 1763 nucleotides. RefSeq lists its product as hypothetical. The record is from RefSeq and is a predicted model, not a curated record. The transcript has a single exon. The coding region runs from base 510 to 1763 and encodes 417 amino acids. Gene Ontology annotation, molecular function: protein binding. Lineage: Eukaryota; Euglenozoa; Kinetoplastea; Trypanosomatida; Trypanosomatidae.